AUGACGCCUGUACCCCAAGAACACGUUGGAGACGUGGAGGAACCUCAUGGAGACAGCAUCGUUAUAUCAGGGGUAUCCACUCUAAUGCCGAGCUGUGACAAUUUUUUGGACUUUGCAGAAAAAUUAUAUAAAAAGGAGCGCCUGGUGAACUACGACCCAGCUUUCUGGAACGACCACAAUCAUCCCGAACUGAACCCAUUCGUGGGAAAACUAUCUGAGAAGCUGUGUAAAUUCGAUGCCCAGUUCUUCAUGGUCCAUAAUGCUCUAGCACCAACUUUGUCUGUGUUAACCAAGAAGAUAUCUGAACAGGCUUAUAGGGCAGUGUUUGAUGCAGGAAUAUCUCCAUCUGAGCUUUACGGAAAACCUGUCGCGGUGUUCGCUGGCGUAGGGUAUGAUGAAAACGACAAGACUUUGUUCUUCUCCACAGUCAAGAGAGGGCUUUUGGGGUCCUAG
Messenger RNA from Amyelois transitella, 453 nucleotides. Its product is annotated as fatty acid synthase-like. The coding region runs from base 1 to 453 and encodes 150 amino acids. NCBI's taxonomy places the organism in Eukaryota, Metazoa, Arthropoda, Insecta, Lepidoptera, Pyralidae. The record is from RefSeq and is a predicted model, not a curated record. Gene Ontology annotation, molecular function: acyltransferase activity. The transcript is spliced from 4 exons.